Messenger RNA from Scophthalmus maximus (turbot), 3342 nucleotides. Its product is annotated as transcription factor Sp6. The record is from RefSeq and is a predicted model, not a curated record. Gene Ontology annotation, biological process: regulation of transcription by RNA polymerase II. The transcript is spliced from 2 exons. NCBI's taxonomy places the organism in Eukaryota, Metazoa, Chordata, Actinopteri, Pleuronectiformes, Scophthalmidae. Gene Ontology annotation, molecular function: RNA polymerase II cis-regulatory region sequence-specific DNA binding; DNA-binding transcription factor activity, RNA polymerase II-specific. The coding region runs from base 350 to 1276 and encodes 308 amino acids.
UGCUGGGAAUGCUGCCUACCUGCGCGCCUCCUCACCUGGGCCGACUGCGAUGCACCACAGCCGACGAAGUGUGAUGAGGAUAUCGUUUUUCUCGGCGCUGUUUUCGACGAAGUUCAAGCAGGCGGGCAGAGCUGAGCUGAGGCAAAGUUUCCUCGCACGAUUAUUCCGAAACAGAAAAUCACAGCAGCAGCAGCAGCAGCAGCAGCAGCAGCAGCAGGGGACAACAGGGUUUCUCAAUGCAUCACCGUCCCAGCAUGUGGUAAUCUUCUCAGCCGUACCAGAAAGAUAGUGAACAACACUUUGAGUGGCUGACCUUGUCAACAAUCCUGCACCUGCACCAGUUGCUCACAUGGCCCACCCUUACGAGCCCUGGUUACGGACAGCCCCACCUAGUGGCAGCUCAGAAGACAUGAACAUCCCCUCCUGGUGGGACCUCCACAGGGAUGUCCAGGCGGGGAGCUGGAUAGACCUGCAGACGGGCCAGGGUGUUGGUUUGCCUUCAGUGAGUCCUGGGAGUUCCAUGGGGUUGCAGCCCUCUUUAGGGCUGUACGGCUCCGACCCACAGCUGUGCACCCUGUCUUCGGCUCAACACGCUCAAGUCUCACACUCGCCUCACCUCUUCCCCCAGGAUGGUUUCAAGAUGGAGCCAAUGGCGCCUGAAAUGAUGCAGCAAGAACCAUUUUCUAUGGAGGAACCACAGGAGACCUCUGUCUCCGUCCGUCCCAAGCCCCAGCGCCGCUCCUCUUCCAGGGGCGCCGGUCAGGCCGCGUGUCGCUGCCCCAACUGCGUUCACGCUGAGCAGCUGGGCCAGAGCACUGAUGACAGCAGGAGGAAGCACAUGCACAACUGCCAUAUCCCCGGCUGCGGCAAAGCCUAUGCCAAGACCUCCCAUUUGAAGGCGCACCUACGAUGGCACAGCGGGGAUCGUCCCUUCGUCUGCAACUGGCUCUUUUGUGGCAAGAGAUUCACGCGCUCUGAUGAACUGCAGCGUCACUUGCAGACGCACACCGGAGCCAAGAAGUUCAGCUGUGCAUUGUGCCCCAGAGUCUUUAUGCGCAAUGAUCACCUGGCCAAGCACAUGCGCACACACGAGUCCCCGCCAGGACAAGGGGAGGAGAGGCUGAACGGAGAUGGCAGGAUGGAUAAGGGCUUCGAUGCUUCCACACCCCCUCAGUCAUCCUCAAACGUGUCUGUGUCUGACACCACAGAGCCCCAGAUGAAGCUGAAAUGUGAGACAGACCCCUCAGUCUCUAGUGUGACAGGGCAGUCCAGCUAAUUUCAUCAUUCAUCAGAGGUUUGCCAUUUGUUCCCCUCUCUGUCAGAGAUGGUGCCAUAGUUUUACAAUAGAAUAGAGAAAAGAAGAAAUGUUUGGACUUUUACUAAUGAACGAUGGAUGAAAUUACACUGUGGUCCCAUGAAUUUAUCAACUGGGCUAACUCAGUGAUAACCUGAAUAUUAUAACAGAGAAAAUGUGAGUUUUACUCAUGGAUAAAACUUUCCUCUGUGUUUACUGUAGGUGAAAAGUGGCUCAGCCGGCAACUGAGAUGAAACUGCCUCUUGUUUCUGGACUACCAUUGCUGCUAGAGCCACAGUCCAACUGAAGGUGGUUUGUGAACGUGUUUACCAAAAGAGUCGGAGGAAGUGUUUGAGCCCAACAAUGUUUUACCAAUUUCAAAGGCAGAAGGCCUUUCCACAGAGAAAGCAGACAGUGACAAUAUUUUCUUUUUGUUUCAGACUGUUACCGUAUGUGUGCAGCCUGCAGCAAUUUGUGAUGAGACACUGGAUUAUGAUAACAGCAUUACGUCAUUUUUAAAAGGUCAAUAGUCAUUUGAAUGCUUAACAAUGCAUGCCACUGAACUGGGUGUGUAUGCUGGUAUGUGAGUAAUUAAAAUGGCACAUGAACAAAUGAAAGUACACACAACAAUUGCUGUGGCAGUGUCCUAUGAUGCUCCAUAAUAUAAUAUAACAUAAUAUAAUAUAAUAUAGUAUAAUAUAAUAUAAUAUGAUAUGAUAUGAUAUGAUAUGAUAUAAUAUUAUAUAAUAUAAUAUAAUGUUCAGGUUACCAGGUUGAACAGAACAAUCCAAAGAACCACAAAGUGCUAAAGUGAUGUGGAAAAAGGUGAACUCGCAUCAUCAUUGAUAAGAAGUGGUCACAGCAGCUAAAGACAGAGCCAAAAGCUCCAGGUAGGAAUAAGAAGAUGAAGCUGGACAUGAGGAGAAAAUGCUACCUGGCUUAAUGAGUCCUGGUUUCUGUUGGGACAUGCUGAUGACAGUGGCAACGUCUGGUAUAAACACAAUUCCACAGAUCCUGCCUGUCAACACAACAAGCUGCUGGUGAUGAAUGAAACUUCCAGCACAAAGAUGAGCUUCAUUACAUCAUGGGUCCGGGAACGCACACCUUCAUCCAGCGGCCUGUGAAGGUCCAUAUGUUGUUUUUUUUCAAAAGUGGAUCAAAUGACUGUGUAAUGUGAAAAGUGUUGGUCAUAGUGACAGUCUAACACAUCAUCAUCAUCUGCCCCUGCAGUUUACUUUAGUUGCACUUUUUGAGCAUAUUUGAGCUCAUUGUCGUGUUUUUUUCUGGAACACUAAUAUUUCUGGUUCAGUCUCAUUGCUCUCAUCGCACUUCGCAGUCGGUGUCAGCUAAUAAUAAAAAAAACUACUGGUGAAGCCACUGUAGCUCAUUUCCCAGCACCAAACAGCAGACAAAGUUAGCAGCGGGCCAGUGAACAUUGUGGAGAAACACUAUAUAAUGUAGCAGCUAUUAGACUAGCAUUUGGUCAGGAUGCAGAGAAAGACUGUGCGGUUUGCAGUCUAGUAUGCAAUACAAGGAAUUUGAGUGACACACACAGCAACAUUUGUCUAGGUUAUUUGUUCUGAAUAGUUAACCUUCAUAAUCAGUACAGUAUGAUCAAUAGUUUUGUAGCAAGCAGUGUGAGCAGCAUUACACUUUAAAACACUAUUAGGAUUUUUUGCAAACCAUCACAGACCUUAGGCUGAGAUUUCUACAUUAGGGAGCUUGCAUCUCUGGAGGCUCACUGUAUUUAUGUAUAGAUGAUAAGAAGUGGAAGAUAGUGCUUACACAACAGUCAGAUAUUACAUAUGGACUGUUAUUAUUAUAAUUAUUAUUAUUAUUAUUUUGUUAUUAUAGAUAGGCUUAUAUUUUCUUUUAUUAUGGUCAGUAGAUCAAAGUGGACCACCUUUGAAUUGGUUGCUGUAGUAAAUGUUUUAGAUGUGGAGACGCUUGUAAUAAAAUAAGUUCAAAAACCUUUAAUAAGUUCAGCAUCAUGGUGUAAUAACUUGUAUUUAAUCUAUUAUUGUCCUUUAUUAAAUAAAAAAACUAUA